AUGUGGCGGUACUACUGGGGCUGCGCGGGGCUGCAGGGCUGGCUGGCCCCGGCGGCGCUGCCCUUCCCUCCGCCCUGCGCGGGCCAGCCGGCGGACCCGCGGGGCUGGUACCCCUACAGCCCCGCAGGGUACCAGCACCCCGGGGCCGCGCAGCCGGCCCCGCAGCAGACCGGGAACGCGGCUCAAGCAGGACGAGAGUAUGCCAUCCCUUCUCCUUUCCAGAGGUUUUUGGCAGAAACGGUGGACUUCUUCAUCUUGUUUUGCGUGAAGGCCACCAUUGUGCUGUGGAUCAUGCAUCUGAGUGGCAUGAAAGACAUUGCCAAGUUUAUAACCCACUUCAUUGUUGAGGAGAUCGAUGAGAACACGUCCAUGGAGGACCUGCAGAAGAUGAUGGCUGUGGCUCUGGUCUACAGGGUGCUGGUCUGCGUCUACGAGACUAUCUGCAUUUGGGGUGCCGGCGGUGCAACUCCAGGGAAGUUCCUGCUCGGUCUGCGGGUGGUGACGUGUGACACGUCCACUCUGGUCCGACCGAACCGCAUCCUGGUGGUCCCAGCAUCCAACGUCUCCCUCUCUGCCUCUGCAGUCCGGGCCCUGAACAAGAACUUCUCCAUCGCCUUCCUCUUCCCCGUCUUCAUCACGCUGCUGUUCUUCCAGCACAACAGGACUGUGUACGACAUCGUGGCGGGGACCAUAGUGGUCCAGCGCCGGGGGGGGAGGUAGCUCCGCCUCCGGGGACCGGCUCCGUCACACUUGGGUCGGGCAGAGCCACGUCAGAUCGGGGUCUGCUCCUCAUCACGUCUACUUGCACUGAAAACACUGGAGGAAAGUUGUACUGCACUUUACAAUAAAUACAGAUUUAGGCCCAAUUCAUGCAGCGAAACUAUAACAACAUCUAAAUGUUUGAUUCCUGUUCCAGCUGACGAGCUGUUGUUCCUCUGAAGUAUUUGGGAGUCUUGAUAUUUUUCAAGGUAAUCUGACAAGGUGCUAUCGUGGACUUUCCAGUGACUUCUCCUCACACGAUGUGACUUUUGAUAUUUUUUUGCGGCGACACUUUUAAAUGGUUUAUAUUUUUCAAAAGUUCUCUGGUUGAAAAAACUGAGUAUUUGGUAUGCUAUUGACAAUUUUCCUUUUACAUCGUGAAUGUAUUUAUGCUCAAACAUGGAGAACAAAAAGACGUGUCGGCACUCUUCACGUUCUUUGUACUUUUGAAGGAUUGUUUUGAAAAGCGACUAAAAGAUUUCACGAGAGGUUCAAAUAUUUGAAAUUUUUCAAUUCUUGUCUCAUGUGUAACUCGGGGCCACUGUAGCAAAAAUAAGUUACAUUUAUCUCCGUUAUUAUACAAUAUCUCUGCAGUUGUAGUUUUAUAAUCCCACAUCUUUAAUUUCCUCUGACAUGAUUCAGCCUCUGUUGUUCUGUCUUUAGCUCUGCUCACGUUAGUCGUACUCCAGCUCAACCAGGGUCAGAGAUCAGGGGGAGAAAUGAAAAAUGAAAUAGAUACAACAAUUUGCAAUGUUUUAGUAUCUCUCUUGAACAUAUUGAAAAGAGGUGGAGCUUUAUUUUAUUAAAAAAGAUGAGAGAAUGCAAAAGUGAAGUAGCUGUUAAAGCAUCUAUGAAUUUAUGCACCUUGAGGGGGAGGCUUUUGUAGCCUAAGGGCAAAAAAAAAAAAAAAUACUAGUGUAAUUAAAUCAGAUUAAAGGGAAAUUAAAUUUCCUAAAGACAUACUUGCAAAAGUGGGGGAUUGUGU
Molecule: messenger RNA, 1744 nt
Organism: Cololabis saira (Pacific saury)
Lineage: Eukaryota; Metazoa; Chordata; Actinopteri; Beloniformes; Belonidae
Product: protein FAM8A1-like
Exons: 1
Coding region: 1-720 (239 amino acids)
Source: RefSeq, a predicted model, not a curated record